Molecule: messenger RNA, 1736 nt
Organism: Nerophis lumbriciformis (worm pipefish)
Lineage: Eukaryota; Metazoa; Chordata; Actinopteri; Syngnathiformes; Syngnathidae
Gene: kcnj2a
Product: potassium inwardly rectifying channel subfamily J member 2a
Biological process (GO): regulation of monoatomic ion transmembrane transport; potassium ion import across plasma membrane
Cellular component (GO): plasma membrane
Molecular function (GO): inward rectifier potassium channel activity
Source: RefSeq, a predicted model, not a curated record
AGACGCAGCACCGAGACCCGGUUCUGCAGACAUGACCGCUGAGAGAGUGAAAAGGACCCGGCUCACACCGAACCGGACCUGACUUCCGUGCACGUGCACGAGCAACAGACCACCCGGACAAGGCCACGCCCCCCCCCCUAUGAGAGAGGAGUGACCCCGCCUCCUCGCUUAACACCAAGGAGGCCCCGCCCCCCCCCCGGGCGAUGGGCAGCGUGCGCGGAGGAUCCUACAGCGCGGUGUCGUCGGAGAAGCUGGCCAACACGGCGGCCGACGUGGCGGCCGACGGCCACGCCAAGGUCAAGGUGCAGACGCGGCGGCGGCGGUCCGGCAGGCUGGUGAAGAAAGACGGCCACUGCAACGUGCGCUACGUCAACGUGAGCGAGCGCGGCCAGCGCUACCUGGCGGACAUCUUCACCACCUGCGUGGACAUCCGCUGGCGCUGGAUGCUGCUCCUCUUCUGCCUGGCCUUCCUGCUGUCCUGGCUCUUCUUCGGCUGCGUCUUCUGGCUGGUGGCCAUCUUCCACGGCGACCUGGAGGGCCACGCCCACAAGUGCGUCUCCAACGUGAGCAGCUUCACCGCCGCCUUCCUCUUCUCCGUGGAGACGCAGACCACCAUCGGCUACGGCUACCGCUACGUGACGGACGAGUGCCCGCUGGCGGUCUUCGUGGUGGUCUUCCAGAGCAUCGUGGGCUGCGUCAUCGACGCCUUCAUCAUCGGCGCCGUCAUGGCCAAGAUGGCCAAGCCCAAGAAGAGGAACGAGACGCUGGCGUUCAGCCACAACGCCACGGUGGCCAUGAGGGACAACAAGCUGUGCCUCAUGUGGCGCGUGGGCAACCUCCGGCGUAGCCACCUGGUGGAGGCGCACGUGCGGGCGCAGCUCCUGCGCUCCCGCACCACGCCGGAGGGCGAGUACAUCCCGCUGGACCAGACCGACAUCGACGUGGGCUUCGACAGCGGCGCCGACCGCGUCUUCCUGGUGUCGCCCGUCACCGUGGUGCACGUGAUCGACCAGGACAGUCCCUUCUACGACAUGAGCCGGCGGGACCUCCGCGACGCCGACCUGGAGAUCGUGGUCAUCCUGGAGGGCAUGGUGGAGGCCACCGCCAUGACCACGCAGUGCCGCAGCUCUUACGUGGCCGGCGAGAUCCUGUGGGGGCGCCGCUUCCAGCCCGUGCUCUUCCAGGAGAAGGACUACUACGAGGUGGACUACUCGCGCUUCCACGCCACCUACGAGGCCGCGGACACGCCGCUCUGCAGCGCCCGCCAGCUGGCCCGCAACAAGUACGUCCAGUCGGGCUCCUUCUGCUACGAGAACGAGAUGGCGCUGGAGAGCAAGGAGGACACGGACGAGGGCAACGGCGGCAGCGUGGGCCCCGACGCCACGCCCUCCGACGCCGUCUCCGAGGCGGGCCGCAACCGGACAGAACCCUUAAGGAGGGAGUCACAAAUCUGAGGGUUUUGGACCUUUUGCCCGCAUGGCGCUCCGGGUGAGGUGGGCGUGUCCCAAUGACGGUACGAGCAGAGGACUGCAUGGCGAGCUGGAAUGUUCUAGAAGGUGCACCAAAGAGUGUUAUUGUUCAUGGUACUGAUGUGUCCAAGGUCUUGUCUGGACUUUCUUCUGGGUCUUCUCUGCAGGACCCAGUCCAGGUCCCGCAGAGAAGACCUGCGCCAAGGUGCGCUGACCACAUGUAAAUAAUCAGGCUUUUCUAGAAGGAAAUAAAAUGUCAAAAUGGUG